Anguilla anguilla (European eel) is the source of this 2723-nucleotide messenger RNA. Its product is annotated as plasminogen activator inhibitor 1 RNA-binding protein-like. The coding region runs from base 107 to 1372 and encodes 421 amino acids. Lineage: Eukaryota; Metazoa; Chordata; Actinopteri; Anguilliformes; Anguillidae. The transcript is spliced from 9 exons. Gene Ontology annotation, cellular component: nucleus; cytoplasm. The record is from RefSeq and is a predicted model, not a curated record. Gene Ontology annotation, molecular function: mRNA 3'-UTR binding.
GGAAGAGAAGAGGUCUCUUUCCCGGCCAUCUUGUGGCAGCAUCUAGCAAGCUGUGCGCUUCAAGCCUCGUAGAAUCGGAGGAGAAUCCCGCUGAAGGGGCGCCAUCAUGCCCGGGCAUCUGCAAGAAGGUUUCGGCUGUGUCGUAACCAAUCGGUUCGACCAGCUAUUUGAUGAUGAAUCCGACCCGUUCGAGGUCUUAAAAGAGGCUGAGAACAAGAAGAAGGACGGAGCCGCUCCUGGUGCCGCCAAGACCGCUGCCCAAGCUGCUAAGCAGCCCAAAAAAGAGUCGCAGAAGGACAGGAAGAACCCACUUCUGGACAAGAAGGAAGAAACACAGCCUCAAGUCCCACUAAAGAAAGAGGGUAUCAGGAGAGUGGGCAGGAGGCCUGACCAACAGACCCCGCAGCAGGGACAGCCAGGCUCUCAGCAGCAGGGCGGCCCAGGCGAGGGUCGCCCCAGCGACAGGAGGCCUGACAGGAGGCCCCCUCGCGAACGGCGCUUCGAUAAACCCUCCGAUGAAAAGCCGGAGGGCGGCGAGUUUUCAGUGGAGAAGUCUGCCGGAGACCGGCCCAUGAGAGGCCGUGGUGGCGGCCGCGGGGGGCGUGGUGGCCGCGGGCGGGGCAUGGGCAGGGGCGAUGGGUUUGACUCUCGUGGAAAGCGCGAAUUUGACCGACACAGCGGAAGCGACCGAUCCAGCCUGAAACCUGAGGAAAAGCGUGGCGGCAGUGGGUCUCACAACUGGGGCACUGUCAAGGAUGAGCUGAGUGAGCUUGAUCAGUCCAACGUCACCGAGGAGACUGCUGAGGGAGAGGAGGCCCCCCCUGCGGACUCUGAGAACAAGGAGAAUGAGGUUGAGGAGGUCAAAGAGGAAGGACCCAAGGAGAUGACUCUGGAUGAAUGGAAGGCCAUGCAGGACAAAGAGCGAGCCAAGGUUGAAUUCAACAUUCGCAAGGCCAACGAGGGUACUGAUUGGAAAAAGGGAUAUGUCCUGCACAAGUCUAAGAGCGACGAAAGACCUGCUGGUACUUUGAUCGACACUCCUGAGAUUGAGCCAGAGCCAGUGGUCUACCAGAAGGUCCCUGCUGAUGAUCCAACCGGAGAGCACCACUUCCGGAAGCCGGCCAAUGACAUCACAUCCCAGUUGGAGAUCAACUUUGGAGAUCUAGGUCGUCCUGGGCGUGGCCGUGGCGGACCCCGUGGCGGAAGGGGAGGGCGUGGUGGCGGUGGUGCUGCUGGUGGUGGUGGCGGCGGCGGCGGUGGCAGCAGCGGUGGUGGCGCCAACAGGCCAACCCGCGGGGGCAGACCUGACAAGCCUAGUGGAGUGUCAGUCCCCAAUGUGGAUGACCCAGAGGCUUUCCCAGCCCUGGCCUAAAAGAAGCCACCAUCAGCCGAACCUUGAGCCCCUCCGGGCCCUCCUCUACGAGGCUUGCAUGCUUAUGGAUCCUUCAGCUUAAAAAAAGGAAGACUGUCAUCCAUACCAUUCACACCAGAGGACUGAAUAUUAUCUGUUAAAAAAAAAAAUUUAAAAAAAAGGACUUCUUGCUACUCUGAAGCAAAUUGGUAGAAGUUUUGUAUUUAGAAACAUGGUAGCAGGGAUGUUUUCAUACAGUAUUUUUUUCAGAGAUUAUGCAUUCUUCAUGAAUACCUUUUGUACUGCUGCUUGAAAAUAUGCAUUUGCAAAUAUAGGUGUGAAGAGUGUGUGUCAGUUAGCUCAGUCUCUGCUGCUUGCUUGCUUCCCUUUCAAUUGAUUUCAAUUUAAUUUUAAGGACUUUACAGUUGGCAAAUUUACCAAAAAGUGAGUUUAAAAUGUUACUGUAUUAUAUUAAGUGAGAGGCACAGGGCCUUUUUAAGUUCUGUGGUGGCCUAUAUAUUUUUUAAUGUUUUAAACUUAAGACCUGACACAAUCUGUUUUAUAGUAAUGAAGAUAUUUUUGAUGCAUUUCUGAAAGUGUCAGAAAAGGUGGACUUGCUGGUGGGUUGCCCUCCCCCCUUGUGGUUCCGCUGAGCUGUUGGAUCCAAGGUACUUUUUAAGUGGUCCCUGGAUCAUUUAUAUAGGAUUUGCUUUAAUAAAUAAGUCAAACAUUUUUGGGCCAUCCACAGGAUCCCGUCAGGUGACCUGACCACCCAAGCAUGUUUUGUUCCCUGAAGUUUUUCUCUGAAGUGUUGGGGGCUUGGUGUUUUGGGUGGGUUAGAGGGGGGUGUGGUGUGAGAUUUUUAAUCUUAGGAAAUCUACAUCUGCCUACAUCCAAUAUAUUUUGAAUAGCUCAGCACACAGAUCAGUCUCUUUCCCAUGCUAUAAAACAUGCCGUUUGCCAUUGUGGUGACGUUCUCCCAUUUUAGUUUUGCAGCAGCACUACGGCAUAAUUUUUCUGAAAGAAAUACGAUUGUUCUGUGUGGAACAAUCAGUUGCUACUAUAUGUGUGAAUUCUAACCCUGCUAAUAGUCCUCUGUGUCCCAUGUUUAAAAUGGCAAGCUUAAUUGGAUUGAAGUGUGAAAUUAUAGCAUCAGAGGAAUAACAAGGUUUAACAGUACCAUAAGCAAAUCAAAACCUUGUAUUUAGUGUUGGAAAGUCGCUGGCGAUGUACAGACACAAAUGGCACAUGCAGACUUUCUUUUGUAGAACUGUUGGGUCCAGACAAGUUUGGGUUUCUCGACUUAAAACCCCUUUCUGCAAACAUCCCUGUUGUAAUAAAUUGCUUUAAGGUGUUACUUGUGUUCUGCCAA